This is a messenger RNA of Moneuplotes crassus, 1682 nucleotides long. NCBI's taxonomy places the organism in Eukaryota, Ciliophora, Spirotrichea, Euplotida, Euplotidae. The record is from the annotation of a GenBank genome assembly.
AUGAAGCAGACUAGCAGAAACAAGUUAUAUAGCGGACAAGGCAACCGCUCACAAAAGUCACUCUUGUCAACUCAGAAGGAUAAUGCUCAUAUCAAGACUCAUUCUAACGCUUGGGGCCAAAGCCUUGGUAAAACAAGACCUCAUAGCCACAGAAAAAGCCACUCUAAGAUCUUGAGACCAAAGACUUGUUUUACGAAUAUCGAGGCGAAGAUGAACCAUUACAAGCCACCCACCCUUAACUUGAAAUCUUUGAGAGACAAGAAACAACUUUGGGGGCAUUUCACUAGCAGAGGGCUUAGCACCAGAGAUACAAAGAGGGGAAUCAAAGAUGGCAAGAAUCGAAACAUUUCUGAACGCCAACUCACAACCGAGAUAAGGAGGCCAAAAACAGUAUUUUCCUCCAAUUACUCAACUCAGAAUUUUGGAACUAAACUAAAAAUGUUUGAUAACUGGGCUAACUCCAAAGAGCUCCUGAGCGAUCUUGACAUGGAAGGAAAGCAGACCAUAACUGAGCAAACUUCUAGAAAGAACUAUGAACUGAGUAAAAACUUGAAGAGACUCAACCCCAUCCCUAAAAUGUCCUUAGGAAAGAAGGAUCAUAAGACUCAAAGAGAGAUCGAGAAGCUUGGCUUAAACCUCAAGAUGAUGCAGAUUCAUCUCAAACAGAUUAUGGAAGAGGAAGAAAAUGAUAAAGUCUUGGAGCCAAAUAAAGUCCACAUGUUAUCUAUUUACAGUGAAAGAGUCCCACUCUCCACAAAAAUUCAGCUUAAACCAGGCAAGAAAGCUUUAAAUGUCUACCUUAGAGUCAGUGAUGAAGAAGAUUUUGAUGAGAAUGACGAAGUCAAAUUUGAUAUUAGAACUUACCUCUCAACUUCAGAGCGACAUCCAACUGCUAAAACGUGAGACUAUAAGUUUAGAAGUCAGUAUGCUACAAUAGAAGUGGGCAAGCAGAUAGAACCCUCCUCAAGUGAGAUCGCCUCCAUCUCCUUCACAUCUAAAAUUGGGUUUAAAAUAUAUUUUGCUUAUUGUUUCGAGAGAGAUCCUCCUCCAGGGGUGAUGAUUAAGAAUAAUUUUGAAAGCGAUUCAUAUCUUGCAGCUUUGGUCCAGCCAAAGCUGACCACAAAGCAAAUAAUCUACAACAAAGUUGAAGAAUUUGUAGAUGAUUAUGAAAAGCGAGAAGAGCUCAUGACUGAAGUUCGAACUAUUAAAAACAAGAGAAGCAAGAGAGCUCAAUCCGCUUCUCAGAGGAUCCACUCCAACCUUCAAAGAUUACAGACGAUGGGUCUCAAGCUUAAAUAAAGAUUUCAAGACAACCAACGAACGUGUUAUUCGUGUGAGAAGAAGAAAAUCAAUGAUUGAUAUAAAGGAGAGAAAGAGGAAGAUCUACACUCUUCAGAAGAAAAACUUUCUCAAGUGCGCAAGAGCGAGAUUUACUGCAAGAGAGGCCUACCUUCAACGAUGCCAGUCCCUUAAGACAAUCUUUUACAUUCAUAAAAUAGUGUUGCAGAAAAUAUUUGGAAGCAUUUUAGCAGUAAGAUUUGAGAGAGAAAAGAGGACUAAAGAAGAAAAUAAACUUAUCAGACAACGGAUAAUGGAAUCAGCUAGAGAGGUAGAAGACAUGAAAACAGAGUCUGAGAAGAGCUGUUCAAACUUAGACCUUUUAAUUUAAAAUUCAAUCCACA